Molecule: messenger RNA, 885 nt
Organism: Hordeum vulgare subsp. vulgare (domesticated barley)
Lineage: Eukaryota; Viridiplantae; Streptophyta; Magnoliopsida; Poales; Poaceae
Product: AT-hook motif nuclear-localized protein 23-like
Exons: 2
Coding region: 1-885 (294 amino acids)
Cellular component (GO): nucleus
Molecular function (GO): minor groove of adenine-thymine-rich DNA binding; DNA-binding transcription factor activity
Source: RefSeq, a predicted model, not a curated record
AUGGAUGAUGCAAAAUGGGAUCCAAACAGGAGAGCGUUCCAAUUUGGCAAAUCGGCCGUCCUGCUUUGGUUUCGCCGCGGCAAGGUGUUGGCAAGAUCCUUGACGGCGGGGAGGGGCCGGCGGGGAGUGUUUACCUCAGGCUCAGGCCCGUCUGGCGGAGGCAGCGGCGGCGGCGGGGGGUCGUCGUUGGGGCGCCGACGGCUAGGGAGGCCGGCGGGAUCCAAGAACAAGCCCAAGCCGUCGAUCAUCAUCACGCGGGAGAGCCCCAACACGCUGCGCUCCCACGUGCUGGAGAUCGCCAGCGGCGCCGACAUCAUGGAGGCCGUGGCCACCUUCGCGCGCCGGCGGCAGCGCGGGGUCUCCGUGCUCUCCGGCAACGGGGUCGUCGACGACGUCACCCUGCGCCAGCUCGCAGCGCCGCCCGGCUCCGUCGUCACGCUCCACGGCCGCUUCGAGAUCCUCUCCCUCUCCGGCGCCUUCCUCCCGUCGCCAUGCCUGCCGGGAGCCACCGGUCUCGCCGUCUACCUCGCCGGUGGGCAGGGCCAGGUCGUGGGAGGCACGGCCAUCCGGGAGCUCGUCGCGUUCGGGCCCGUCAUGGUCGUCGCAACAACUUUCUCCAAUGCCACCUACGAGCGCCUCCCGCUCGCCGGUGAAGAGUCCGGGGAGGCGGCCGCGGCAGCAACCGGAUCCAACGGGAUGCAGCUGCCGGAUGGACCGGCUCCGGGAGGAAAGGGCGGGAUGGAUGCGGCAGUCGGCGUGCCCGGACUGCCAGACCGGUCGUCGAUGCCAUUCUACAACUUGCCGCCCAACCUCAUGCCUAAUGCUGGCGGUCAGAUGCCACGCGACGUGUUUGGCUCCUUUUGGUCGCCACCGCCGGCUUUCUAG